Molecule: messenger RNA, 1199 nt
Organism: Carassius auratus (goldfish)
Lineage: Eukaryota; Metazoa; Chordata; Actinopteri; Cypriniformes; Cyprinidae
Exons: 3
Coding region: 108-830 (240 amino acids)
Cellular component (GO): plasma membrane
Molecular function (GO): monoatomic cation channel activity
Source: RefSeq, a predicted model, not a curated record
GAUUUUGGUAGUUGCAAACAUCAAAAGUGAAUUCAGACUUGUUGCAGGGCAUUUCUCCAGAAUAUAAAGAACUUGUGAACUGGAUUACCAACUAUAAGUGAGAGAGAAUGAUGACAUUUCUACAGAAACAAAGAGAAAUCCUGAAAUUCUUUGCUGAAUUCGGCUCUGUUACACUGAGCAUUUUGUUAAUUGGAUUUAUUUUUGUGAUGAAUAAUACCUUCACAUGCCCGUGCAGAUCUGAUCAGAAUACAACACUAACAGUGUCCAUCUUCAUUGGACCUGCUUUUUUUGCCUUGGUUAUAAUGUUCCACGUGUUAAGGCCUCUUAGAUAUGGAUGGUUUCAUUGCCCCAAUGGAACAUAUGAUGAUAAUCAGCAGACCUGGCCGAAAGCUCUCAUAUCUUGUCUGAUUCCAUCUGUAAUGUGGAUCUUCAUGUUGCUACUUGAUGGAGAUUAUGUUGCUUGUGCCAUGACAGACUGGAAGGGGAUUUAUGUUCCUAAUUCUGUGCUAAACAAGUCGUGGUGUCAACCUAUCGAAGGGUUGCGAAAUGUGACAGAGCUGUUACUUUUGACACGCAGUUAUAUUCAUCAGUCUCAGUAUGCAGGUUAUGUUAUGAUCACUGUCUUCAGUGUCCUGUCGCUUGCUGUUGUGGGUAUUCAUGAUUGCUGCAUUAGUGGAAAAUGUGACCGCUGCCCAAGACGGCUGUUGUUAUUCUGUGGACAAAUAGAGAGACACAGUGAAGAAAAUGACCAAGGACAGGAUGAUGUGGAGCUCAGCCCCACCUCCACCAUCAGUACACACCCACUUGUUGUUUUUUCAAAAAAAGAUUAAACAUCUUAUUUUUCUUAAUUCUCUUUUUUCAUGUAUGCAUGUCUCUUCUCUUUAUUAAAGUAAUGUAAUAGCAUGAAAAGCAUGAAAACAAUUAUUUAUCAUUUCAACAUUUAAUUGCCAAGAUAUAAUUAAGUUACAGUUCACAAGUUUUUGUGACAAUAACCCAACAAAGCGGCACUAUAACCAUAUGUCAACCAUGUUUAAUAUAUAAAUAAACACAUAAGGAGCUUGGAAUAUGCUGUAACAAUAAGUAACAAUAAUGCACAAAUAAAGAAAUUUGACUGAUGUAUGUGGUUGUUAUGACAUUGUGGCAGUACAGAAUAAAUAUAUCUUUCUGAACUAAAUGCAGAAUACAUGGACUCACCUACA